AUGGCUUCACAAAAGAUUGCCAACGCCCUUGCGGCUAUUGAAACCAAUACACACCAAAGUACAAAACUCCAACAAUACAAUGAACUCCUCGAUAACAUGGUCGCAACCUCCGACGGCCACGAACUCGCUCAAGACCUAGUCUACUACCUCGACUCAAUCCUCAGCGAAGACGUCAGCAUCGUUUCAGCCCGCCCACUUCUAGACUCCUUCAUCAAGGUCCUCCAAACACUCUCACCAGAAACAAAAAUCAAAGUCGGCCAACAUGCCGUCACCCUCCUCCUAACCCGCUCCGCCUCAGUCGAAGAACAAGAUUCGCAGAUCCGCGAGAUCCUCGCUGAUGCAUACGAGUCUCAAGAAGAAUACACAGCUGCCGCCCGUGCAUUGCAGGGUAUUCAUAUCGAUAGCUCGCAGCGCCUUGUCUCGGAUGAUGCCAAGACCCGUCUUUGGAUUCGCAUUGUUCGCUAUUACCUCGAAGACGACGAUACGACCAGUGCCGAAGCCUUCUUGAAUCGAAUUAAGAACCUGCCUUCUAAAAUUGAGGACCACGAUUCCCUGCUAUACUUCCAGCUUUCUCAGGCGAGGAUUCUGGACGCUAGACGUCGCUUUCUGGACGCCGCGCAGCAAUACUUUAAGGUUAGUCUUGCGCCAGGUGUGGACGAGGGUGAUAGGCUGGUGGCAUUGUCGGCUGCUAUUCGGUGUGCGGUGCUUGCACCGGCUGGACCUCAGCGGUCGCGGUCUCUUGCUUUGCUGUACAAAGAUGAGCGGGCGCCUUCGGUGGAGGAAUUCGGUAUUUUGGAGAAGAUGUUCUUGGACAGACUUCUGACGCCAGAUGAAGUCGCCGCGUUCGCCAGCAAACUUGCGCCGCAUCAGCUGGCUCUUACGUCUGACGGUACCACUGUUCUUGAUAAGGCGGUCAUUGAGCACAAUCUACUUGCUACGAGCAAGCUGUACGAAAACAUCCGGGUUGAUGAUCUUGGUGUCAUUCUGGGUCUUCAGUCUUCGAGUACUUUGUCAGCUGGGGAGAAGGCGGAGGCCUAUGCGGCACGGAUGGUUGAACAGGGUCGACUGAAGGGCCAGAUCGAUCAAAUCGACGGCAUCAUCACUUUUGAUGCCGAGGGGGCUGGCAGUUCUUAUGUUUCUGGUGGGAGUAAAUUGAGACAAUGGGAUGUGGGUGUACAGGCGCUUGCAGAAGGUGUGGAGCGUGUUGCAGCUAGGAUUUCUGAUCGUUUCCCGGAGCUCGCUGCCAAGCACAUGGUGAAUUGA
Penicillium salamii is the source of this 1263-nucleotide messenger RNA. The record is from the annotation of a GenBank genome assembly. Lineage: Eukaryota; Fungi; Ascomycota; Eurotiomycetes; Eurotiales; Aspergillaceae.